This is a messenger RNA of Clavispora lusitaniae ATCC 42720, 2784 nucleotides long. RefSeq names its product CCR4-NOT core subunit (gene CDC39). Gene Ontology annotation, biological process: nuclear-transcribed mRNA catabolic process, deadenylation-dependent decay; negative regulation of translation. NCBI's taxonomy places the organism in Eukaryota, Fungi, Ascomycota, Pichiomycetes, Serinales, Metschnikowiaceae. Gene Ontology annotation, cellular component: P-body; CCR4-NOT core complex. Gene Ontology annotation, molecular function: molecular adaptor activity. The record is from RefSeq and is a predicted model, not a curated record.
AUGGUUGUUUGCAGCGGCCGCAAGAUUCUAAGUGAAACGAUCGAGGCAACAAUGAUUCAGUUGUUGGGAAAUCAGAUUAAUCCAAAUGAUUUGCCCUUGGCAGAAUUGAAUGUGGCCAUUCAAGCAAACAUUGAUUUGUGCGUUGAUAUUGUCGAGAAGUUGGCAGUUAGUAACAUUUGUGAAUUAAUAGAGGAAAGAAUGCGCCCUCAGGUUAUCGCUCGUGAACGUCAUUCCGGACCAAAGCCAUACAUUGAUGAAUCAGUUUCGGACUAUUCGCUCCAUUUGCCUCCUCCUUUGGGAUUACCAACAGAUGGCUUACGUGAUGGCCAGCUCAAUAUUUACACAGGAUUCGGUACGAACUCCUAUAUCAUUCGUACUGAUCAGGCUCAACAAUCAAAUGUACCUGGUCCGUCGCAGACUCCUCAAUUCGCGGGGCCACAGAUUUCUCAACCCCAAGAUGCUGCUCCGAGGGCACCUGCAAAUGUUGUACCACCAGCGGCUCAAUUGACUCCGCAACAAGCUGUCUCUGCUUUGCAGCAAGAUGAACUAGUUUCUGUGGACCAGCUUUUCGGCAUCAUCACACUGAUUUGUGAAAAGGCUAUUCAGUUAUUGUCUGGUACGAGAGAGACCAGCUUGAGCGAAUUGUCUGCGGAUCAUCCUAUUUUGCAAACGCUUACUCAAGCAUUAUCACUUUCGCAAAGCAAUGCUUUGAAACACCCAGAAUUGUUAUUGAAGGUUGCUCAAUACGCAGUGAAUUGUUUGUUCACGCAAGCAAACGAUAACCCUAUGAGCAACGAGAUUUAUGUGGUGAUUUUGGAUAAGUUGUGCGAAUACUCCCCUUCCACAGCGAAAGAUGUUACUUGGUGGAUGGUGCAUUCUGUUGAUCAGCGCAAGUUCAACAUGCCUGUGAUUUUCUCAUUGUUGAAGGUCCAGUUGGUUGCACCUUUGAAGCUUGACAGUUCUAUUGGCAGACUCAUUGAAGAGUCUUCUAGUCCUAUGCUCGUCAAGUUCGCAUCGAGCUUGUUGUUGAACGUCUUCAGUUCGGAAGGCGCUCGUCCAAUUGCCUUGAGAUCUGAAUUUGCUUACACGUUAGAAGCACUCUCCAAAUAUACACCUGGCGACACGGAUGAGCAUAAGCAAGCUGCAGCCGCAAGGGAUGAAUUGUUUGCAAUGCUCAACAGCUCCAAUCUUCCUGCAUUACCAACCAGUGAAAAGAGGGCUACCGAGGGAUACACCCAGAUGGGCUACAUUUUCACAGAGUGGGUGAAGCUCAUAGCUCAUGGUGACGCAAGCGUUGUGUUGCAGAAGGCGUUUAUUGAUAGGUUGUUCCACUGUGGCAUCUUAACUGAUCCGUCGAAGUUUGAGUUGUUCUUCAAAGCUGCAACGGAAAUAUCCACCACUGCGUUUGCUACCGAGCAUGAAAUCAGAAGCCGCACACAGAGAGAAGUCUUUCUCACCACAGAUUCUUUUGCAUCGUUGAUUGUGGCCAUCAUCUUGAGAUUCAAGAAGGAUCAUGCUCUGGAAGCAAUCGAGUACUUGAAGAAUAUUUUGGAUAUAAUAGUGGUGGUUAUGGUCAACGAGCACGAGACUUCAAAGGCUACAUGGAACGAAAGAGCAUAUUUCAAAAUAUUCUCCUCGGUUUUGUGCAUGUGGACGGAGGCAUCCAUUCUAGAUGCGAAGGCUACUGUUCACAUCGACUAUCUUUUCUAUCCUGUGCUUGGCGAAAUUUUCAACACGAUCCAACCAAUCAUUUACCCUGGUUUCACCUUCGCAUGGAUCUCUUUGAUUGCUCAUCGCAUGUUUUUACCUAAGCUUUUAGGGCUUCCAGAAAAGGCAGGUUACGGAGUUACAGUCAAAUUGUUGACUGCGCUUUUGAAGUUCCAAAACGUCUACUUGAAGGACGAUUCUGCACAGCACGAUGUAAUGAAUGUCAUUUUCAAGGCCAUCAACCGUAUAUUCACGGCGUUGGCACAUGAUGCUCCGCAAUUCUUGAUUGAUUGUCAUUACCAAUUGGUAACGGCUGUUCCUUCGAGCUACAUCCAACUCAGAAACAUUGUUUUGUCUGCAAUUCCAAAGGAUAGCAAGUUUAUGAGUCCAUUGGCGGUCAAGCUGAGCGUCGAUGAGCUUCCUGACUGCGAGAGUGUUCCAGAUGUGUUCUAUCAACCAAUAGAGGAUCUCGCCAAGGUUGGAUUGAAGAAACCGGUGGAGAACUUUUUAAGAAUUCCGGCGCCUGCUUUGAUGAGAAGUAUCUACAGCGGUAUGAAAUUGAACCAUCCGAAGGACAGCGCUGACUUUGGCUUUGACGUUGUGCAUUUCAACGUCAAGCUCAUCAAUGCAUUGGUUGUCCAUGUUGGCAUUUCUGCUGCAGAAGACAAUAUGCUUAGCAGCAAUAGACACUUCAAUGGAAAGUCGUCGCAGGCGUCUUUGCUUGCAGACCUUAUGGGAUACGGCGAUAUGGAGUUCAAAUACCAUCUUGCUGGAGCCAUUGCCAAUCAGUUGCGGUACCCCAACAUGCACACGCAAUGGUUUGUGAGCUUGGCACUUUACUUGUUCAGCGACGAGACUUUGUAUGCUACGAGUGAGGUGCACCAGCAAGUGCAAGAGAUCAUUACUCGUGUAUUGAUUGAGAGACAUUUGGUGAACAAGCCGCAUCCAUGGGGCCUCUCGCUACUUUUGACGGAGUUGGUAUCCAACCCCGCACACGGAUUUUUCAGCUUGCCGUUUGUGAAAAAUGCCAAUCCCGAAAUGAAGGUUGUGUUCGAUGCAUUGCCACGCGGCACAUGA